Molecule: messenger RNA, 3690 nt
Organism: Phytomonas sp. EM1
Lineage: Eukaryota; Euglenozoa; Kinetoplastea; Trypanosomatida; Trypanosomatidae
Source: the annotation of a GenBank genome assembly
AUGGACGCUGUAGACGAGCUUAAUUUUCUUCUUGGCAUAGGACCGCCACGUCCAAAUCUCCCUUUAACCAUUAGAAAGUCUUUCUACACGUCUGUUCGGGACCUUGGUAAGGGCACGUAUGGACAGGCUAUUUUAGUAUUCCACAAGAUUCGUAAUCAGUACUACGUCAUCAAGCACAUCAACAUGUCGAAGAUGAAUUCGAAACAACGUAAGGAUGCUCACAAGGAGAUAUCAAUCCUGCAGCAGUUAGACCACCCGAACAUCGUGCGUUAUGUUGAGUACUUUGAAGAGUUUCCACACCUUUACAUCGUGAUGGAGUAUGCUGACGGUGGCGACCUCGGAACGCACCUGACACGCAUUAAAAACAACGCCAAGCAUCGUUUACUUUCUGAUCCCGAAAAGGACAAAAACUCUCUGCAUCAGCGUAACGGUCUCUUAACGGAGCCGCAGGUCAUGAGUCUUUUUGUUCAGGCUACCAUAGCUCUCAAACACAUGCACGAUCGCCGUUUACUGCAUCGUGAUAUCAAAUCUCAAAACAUAUUCUUGACUCGAAACCACGUCGUGAAGCUUGGCGACUUUGGAAUUUCGACUGUUCUAAAGGAUACUGUAGCAAUGGCGAGCACCAUGUGUGGCACACCUUGCUACUUUUCGCCUGAAAUUUGCCUUGGCAAGCCAUACAACAAUAAGAGUGAUGUGUGGGCCCUCGGUGUGCUCUUGUAUGAGAUGUGUGCGAACCGGUUACCCUUCGAAUCCCCCACGAUGAAGGCUCUCAUGAAUGAAAUUCUGCACAAUGAACCCCGACGGAUUCCCGCCAACUUUUCGGAAGAGUUGUGGGAGUUAAUUCAGUGGAUGAUGCAUAAGGAUCCAAAGAAGCGCCCAGAUGCGCAGCAGGUGCUUAUGUCAUCGAUAGUGAUGCGGCACAUGCCAAGCAUCAUCGAUAAACUGAAGUCUAUAGAGGAUACCGAGAAAAAUUGUGAUCCUGUAGCUGGAGAAAAGAUAACUAAGCAACUACCGCAGGAAGAUAAAGUUAUCGAUAAUAACGCAUGCUUUCCCAUUAUUGAAAACAAUCCAGUCGAUCUUGGGGGUGAUAAGGUUAGUGGAAUCAACCUCGUCGGUAAGAGAGCCGAAGCUUUGCCUCUUAACGAUCGAUAUCAACAGAAACCAGCUAAACUACAACCAAGAGGCAUGCGGAAGGAGCCCAAGAUCACAGAUGAACUUAGCAGGAAUCCCAAUGCUGAGAAGGAAAAAAAUAUACUGGAUUGUAAGGUACCGCAGAACGUGUACGGCGUUGCAUCGUAUCUUCCGCAACAACACAACGAUGCUAAGGACGAAUCUGAGAGAGGUAGGGGCAGGCCGUACCGACGCAUUUCUCAAGAGUUGCCCGCCGAGACAUCCGAGGCCCCUCUUCAAGGUGUGGAAUUAGAAGGGAGAGAGGCUGGUGUGAUUGAGAAUCUCAAUGAACUCUCACCUGGACAGCGUGCUGCCCAAGAGAUCCAGAUGAUGCAACGACAAAAGCCGCGCGAACCGGAAAGGAUGGCUAUGCGGCAAUGUCUUCCCGGAAAGACUGAUAAGCCCGUCGAGUUUCCGCGUGAGAUGCAUCCAAGGCCACUGCAGGCGGGCUUGAGCGAGCAGCUCUCUAUCAGCGCUCUUAUUGAGGCGUACGACUUGGAGAAGAAAAAGGUGACCAGCCUUCGACAGAAGGAGCACUUUUUGAAUCCGAGGCAGGCCCCGGUAGCACCAUUGAACCAAUAUCUCGUUAACAACGCGCACCAACAGAUGAUGCACGGCUACAAAGCUCUCGAGGGUGACCUUAGCUUGAGGGGCCCGGCGAGGCAGGUCUCAGCCGCGCCACGACUACCCCCUAUGGGGGAGCCCAACAAUUCGAUUUUGCCUACGAAAGACCCCAACGGCCGUCCGCAACCCCAAACCGGCUGCGGAAGAGGAAACAGUCACCCAAAGGACCAUCCUUCUGGCAAUUUGGCUUCACGCUUCUUGACACCUCAAUAUACCCCCUCUAAGAUGGAUGCUUUGUACAGGGCACCCAUUCUCCCCCCUUUGCCAGCACUCAAUGAAGUUGCCAUGGAGGAGAUGAAGGAUGACCAGAAUAUAGACCCUACACAGGGGCUACCAUCCCCACCAGAGGAAGAAAAAAACGUCAGAAGCGAGCUAAAUGAUGUCGUUCAUGAAAUGACAUGGUUGCUCUCUCGCUUCACGAUGAGUAUGCGGGGUGCGGAAGACAAGAAUGGGGCUGAUGCUGCAGAGGUGGUUCCUGGCCUAGACCCCCAAAAGGCAACGGAGGCUGAACUAAUCAUGCGGAAUAUUGAUCACAGCGCCAUAGGGGCCUUGAAAUCUUUUCAAGACCCUUCUGCUAGUGGCAGCGACGGGGGAAAGUCGCUGUCAGGUUGCAACGCUUCAAAGCUAUCGAAUAGAGAGCAGCUUGAAAUGCAAACAGCUAGUGAAGAGUUUCUAGACCCUCUUGGGACGCGUUUGGAUGUCGAAAAACUCCAAGCACAGCCACAGCAAGAUGGCCCUUCGACUAAAAUCUCAGGCAAGGAAUCGCAGCAAUCUAAUAGACAAAGCUCUAGCCCAACUUCGUCUAACCUUGAAUGUAAUGCCGCCCUCUCUAAAGAACCUACCCAGAUUAUGUUGGGCUCUUCCCUUGGGGCUAAAUCCGAGGCGGUGCCGGCCGAUGCCGACUGCGUUCGAUCUGAUUCACGCCCCCGCGCGUCCGAUGCCGAAUCAAGGCAACCCAACUCUUGCUUCGAUCAGGACGUUAGGGGGGGUUCCAAUGCGCCGCCAAAGACCACCACACCCGCUGCCGCAGCCGACCAAGCACAGAAUUCCUGCAACAUGAGACGAAGUUCAUUUUCAUUAGGGAAGGAUUCGAUUCAAACUGCCUCAGUGGUGCAGGAUCCUCCGAAGGUCUUCAUCAGCGACGAACUCAACGCGUUACGGAGGGACUCUGCGAUGAAGUAUUUUAAUGGAGGCUGCCUCUGUGGUGGUGUGCGGGUGCAGGGGGUCUUCUCUAGCAUUUAUGGCUCGUUUGUGUGCAAAUGCAAUGCCUGCUGCCGCGUGAGCGGCUCCUGCUAUGGAAUUGAAUGGCUUCAUCUACCCGAAAUAAACCAUAUCGAAAAUAUACUAAACGUCACCUCUCCGACCGAUGUAGCUGCUAUUUGCAACGAAGAAGGGGAUAAUGGAGCAAGGACCCUCAUGAAGAGUCCAGCCUCUUCGGUUGCUGGUGGGGGCAAGGAAAAGAAAGGUCCCAUGAAACCGCGCUGUGAAGUUCUCCCCACCCCAUCCGAGUACCAUUUUUCGAUUCUCGUAGAUGUGAGUGACGCUGACAGCUGUGGUAGGGUCGGAAUACCUGACGUGGACGGCACUCAUUUUCCCGUUUCCAAGAUCGAUCAAUCAGGACCUGGCGUGAAUGAAUGCCUCGGCCGCAGCCCAUGCGAUGCGAUUGAGGCUUCCCACGAUCCUCCACACUGUCUCCCGCAACCGCGGCCUUGUCGGGAAGAGGAGGGGUAUUUUCGGGUGCACUUUUGCCCGACCUGUGGGUGCGUGUUGGGAAUGGAGCACGACGGAAUUGAUGGGUUGCUGCUUACUAAACUGUUAUUAACGCCCACCAGCAUGGGCGUGCUGCUUCAGUUUGAGCAAAUCAUCGACGAGUUGAAGACCAAAAGCAUAGUGUAG